Molecule: messenger RNA, 2793 nt
Organism: Aplysia californica (California sea hare)
Lineage: Eukaryota; Metazoa; Mollusca; Gastropoda; Aplysiida; Aplysiidae
Product: U1 small nuclear ribonucleoprotein 70 kDa
Source: RefSeq, a predicted model, not a curated record
UUCUCUUUUCCUCUCUGGGUGCUCUCUCUCUUUUUUUCUCUUUUCCUGCUCGGGGUGACACCCCCCACCCCUACCCUUUUCCUCUCCGGGUCCCCUCCCCGUCCCUGUACUGUAACUUGCAAGCAUGAUAUGGUCUGGCAGAGGAUGUGAGUACGGGUAAGUUGUCGGGUAAGUCCCUGGUGCCUCACGGCGGACAGACUGCCCUAGACGAGCCCCCACACACUCGCGCACAGACAGAGAGAAGAGAUGGGGUGUGGUGGUAAGAGAAAGGCUGGUUCGAACCGCGCCUCUUCGUGCACGGUGGUUGGUAGGUUAGCGUAAGUCUCUUGUGGUUUUGUGUGUUUUUGGACACAUGAUGCAGUUGUUUCCUCCCCUCCUCCCUCCUCCCUCCUCCUCCCCCCCCCCUCCACCUGUGUUGUGCACACCCACACGCACGUCGCUGGCCUGGUAGACUGACCAUUGUCCGAGUGGCUACGGUCAGCCUCCACCAGUACACAGCAGACAUCACCACAACCACCACCACAACCACUACCACUUCCUCCACUCUAGCCACCUACACUUGACCAUAAGGUAGCUCUCAAGCAGCGGGAUGGGUAGGUAUACAAGUGGAUAGGUGGGUAGGUAUGACAGAAGAACCCGCACACAACAGACCACGGGAAACACAGACAAACCAAAAACCAAAAGAAAAAACCCCGUUUGGAACGUACGUAGCCAGUGAGUCCUCCCUUAACCCAUCUGAUGUAAGAGUUUGUGUGUGCAGGCAGUGAAGUCUGUCUGUGUGUUCAUUCAAUGUGUCUGUGUGUACAUUCAAUGUGUCUGUCUGUGUGUACAUACAUUGUGUGUUUAUCUGUGUGUACAGGCAGUGUGUCAGUCUUUAACCACGUUUCUCUUUCAGGUGGACCCCUCCCUCCCCCUUCCCACGUGUUGAUGAUUGGGUUUUUCCCCCGUUCGUCCACUCCUCCUCCAGUACUGCUCAUGUGUGUCACGUGACUUUGGUUUCUUUGUAUGUACAUACGUAUGUAUGUAUGUAUUUUUGUAUGUUUGUAUACUAAUACUUGUUGGUUGAUGGAGGUAAGUUUCCCACAGGAGCCGGCCAGAGAGAAGGAAGCAACAGACGAACAGGACGGUGUGUCUCUCUCUCUCUCUCUCUUUCUCUCUGUCUGUCUGUCUGUCUGUGUCGGUCGCCGGCACUGGGCACUGGUCACUUCUGGACGCUGGAAGGAGACAAGCCAAUCUUUGCCCUAGCUUGGGUCAAACUUAAAGCUCCCCCCUGCUCCCCCCAGAAUUAUCAUCAGAAGUAGCACUCACCAUGUUUCUCCAAUGUAGUAUUUAUUCACUGCCAUAAAGGACAGCCCAAAACAUGGCAUAAGCUCCCAGUUAGCGAGGACCCCCAGGGCUGAAAUGUGGAAAGUUUUGUCUCUGUGUGGGCUGGUCUCUAGAAGUGACCUUUGCCGUGACCUGUCUGUGACCCCCGCUCACCUUGUGACCUUUGCUCCAGCAGUUUGUGGGACUGUCCAGAGUUAAUAGAGCCAGUGGUACAGUCUGUGACUGCCGCUUGGUCUGUAGCUAAGGGCACGAGAUGAGAGAUGUAGGGAAGUCUCAGUAGUAGAUCUGUGGGCCGGGGGGUGGGGGUGUGUGUGCCGGAAGAUGGCCUGUUCUGCCUGGUCAAGUGUCCGGUGUGGUCAGUCAGGGACAGGUGUAGCGACAGGUCACAGGUUGCCCAUCAUCUGAUCUCAUCCCCUACCAUUAUCUCUCCAUUAUCUCAUCGUGUCGGAAUUCAUAGUUCACGAGCCAUCCAUCAUCUCACUCAUCUUCUCUCCGUCUUCUCAUUGUGUCAGAGGUCACAGUUCACGGGUCACGUCAUCUUAUUGAUGUGGGGGAGGGGUCUUCUCUCUCAUCCUCUCCCCCUGUCACACACACAUUGUAUUGUCCAUGCCCCGCAGUGAUGACCAGCGGAGGUCCGGCCGGACUGACCACUACCCCACUGUGGGACUGACAGGUGGCACGAGUGAAUCUUGUCUGGACAGGUCACUUUGAAGCCUAGUGCUAUCUCCGCUGGUCACUACUGAAGGGCUGGGGUUUGAAUCUCCCCACAUUUAAGCCAGUCUCAAACUUCCAGUGUCAGAAAAGCGUAAGGGCUUAACGCCUGAAUGAACAAGGUCAAAUCAAAUGUCGCGUGGUAAGUGUUGACACAUUUUGUCGUUGAGGAACCUGGUGGUGAGAAGGAAUUUUCCAGAAAGAUCUAGAACUAUUUGUACAGGAACUAUUUGUUCAGACUGAUUGUGCCAGAUGCGAUGGUUGUGGGAAGUUUGAGGUUUUCUCUGAUGUGAUUUGAGAGUUGACCAUAUAAUGAUAUUGCCGUGUCGUUUAUUUCUUGUACUAACUUACGUUUUUUUUCUUCUUCCUCUCUUUCUCUUCUUUCGUCUACGUUUUCAUUUUCUGACUUUUCCUUUACUUUCUGCAACUGCUCUCUUCAUUAUUUGCUCUUCUCUUUCUGAAAUCUGUAUUUCUUCUCCUUCUCUUCUUCAUUCUUUCAUCAUCUUUUCUCGCCAUUUCCUUUCCUCCUCUUCCUUCUCCUCCUCAUCCUCCUCUCCUCUUCCUGGUUCCGCGGGGAUGAUGAGCGAGGUCCGCCACCAGGCAUAGGGCGCAGGGACCGCUCACGCAGCAGGGAGAGACGCAGGCGGUCACGCAGCAAGGAGCGGCCACGCAGGUCACGCAGCCGAGAGAGGAGGAGGAGUCGCAGCCGGGAGAGACGCAGGAGCCGGGAGAGAGGGGAGAGGCCUGAUGCUGAGG